AAUAAGAGAAUAUAUAAUAUCCCGUUACAGCAGUAGCUUUGUAGAGACGUUUUAUAUUUUGGGAUAGGUAUGUUGAUAGGUUUUGUGUACACGUUACAAGGCAGUCCGCUGCGUUACUAUGGCAACUCAGGUCGGUUUGCCUAAGAGGCCGGCAAGCUUUGGGUUGCUAUAGUAACUCGGCCCCGCGUGUGACAGGUUCCAAGAUGGCGCUUCCAAGCUGGCUGGAGAGUCUGAAGGCUGCGCAGAAAACGUGCAUUUUACAGGAUGGAAGAAGAAAAGUUCAUUAUUUGUUUUCUGAUGGCAAAGAAAUGGCAGAGGAGUAUGAUGCAAAGUCCCACGAACUACUGGUUAGGAAAUGGAGACAGAAGUCUGCCUUGGGAGCAUAUGGUCAGUGGCAGAUUGAGGUCGGUGAUCCACCACUGCCAGUUGCUGGAACUAUUCAGUCUGAUUUUCUAAAGGAGAGCAGCUCAAAUCCCACUUUCACAAGGAAAGACACAAAGAGCAGCUUCCAAUGGAGAAUCCGUAACCUGCCCUAUGCAAAAGAAGUGUAUAGUGUUACUGUGGAUAAAAAGGACCGCUGCUGUAUUAUACGGACUACAAACAAAAAGUACUAUAAAAAGUUUUCAAUUCCUGACCUGGACAGAUGCCAGCUUGACCUGAAUGAAAAUGCCCUAAGUUUUGCCCAUGCAAAUAACACAUUAAUUGUAACAUAUCAGAAGCCCAAGGAAAUCUUGUCUCUAGAAGAAGAGCUACAAAGAGAACUGAAAUCUCUGAAGACAACUAAUGAAGGGGAUGUAGAGUGUAAAACUCAGUGACUGUACAGAACUCUAUGCUGUUUAUGUAGGAUUGUAAAUGGAGAAGAUAUAUAUAUAUAUAUAUGUGUGUGUGUGAUGUAUUGAAUAAAACCACAUCCUUUCUAUUGG
Molecule: messenger RNA, 923 nt
Organism: Xenopus tropicalis (tropical clawed frog)
Lineage: Eukaryota; Metazoa; Chordata; Amphibia; Anura; Pipidae
Gene: dpcd
Product: deleted in a mouse model of primary ciliary dyskinesia
Source: RefSeq, marked provisional